Bipolaris oryzae ATCC 44560 is the source of this 419-nucleotide messenger RNA. RefSeq lists its product as uncharacterized. The annotation marks the transcript as partial. NCBI's taxonomy places the organism in Eukaryota, Fungi, Ascomycota, Dothideomycetes, Pleosporales, Pleosporaceae. The transcript has a single exon. The record is from RefSeq and is a predicted model, not a curated record.
AUGCCAUUACUUCAAGACGGGACAAAUCUAUACUUUAUUCAAGAGCAACAAUUACUGUUUUACUUAUAUCAGCUUUUAUUGCUUAUGAUAAUUUACAUUAUUUAUUUUUGGCAAAAGGUGUAGAAAUAUUCGGUGGAUUAUUCCAUGUGACUGCUACUACUAUUUUUUUCCACCUUUUUAUCUUUUUAAUAACUAGCGUUAUCUUAUUAUUAACUUCCUUCUACCCUAGAAAAGUUUUUUUAAAAGAAUACAGCAGCCCGGGUAGACUUCUAUUUACAAAACUAAUCUAUUACGGAACCUUACUUUUAAAUAAAAUGCGGGAGCAGUUUAAAAUUGUAGAAUAUUUAUUUUUUACAAAACUUUUUCUAGUUUCUAUAGUUAUUAUAUCUCUUUUAUUCAUACCUCUAUCAUUUGAUUGA